Microstroma glucosiphilum is the source of this 1932-nucleotide messenger RNA. RefSeq lists its product as hypothetical. Lineage: Eukaryota; Fungi; Basidiomycota; Exobasidiomycetes; Microstromatales; Microstromataceae. The coding region runs from base 437 to 1777 and encodes 446 amino acids. The record is from RefSeq and is a predicted model, not a curated record. The transcript is spliced from 2 exons.
CCGCUACUGCGCCUUCUGACCGGCCCAGUAGCUCUAGGCUUCGAAACGGCAGUCUUGUGCUGCUACUCGUCCGAAUAUACUCCGAAGUCAAAGACAGAACACUACUCGCCAACGAUUGUGGUACGCACUCACGACGAGAGGAAGACUGCCAAAGGUCUCGUCGCUCGUGUCAUUAGUCGCAAGGAGAUGCAAGCCGAUGAGGCACAGAAGAUGCUCCAACAGCUUUUUGGCGAGCUGGCGGGCAGAGUGGUAGACCUUGAAGUAGGCGAGACUCUCGAGGUGUAAAUGAGCAGCGCGGUGCGGCUGUAUAGUGGGGAGCGGGGUGGUACCUUUCAUCUUCGCGCCACCGUUCCUGGCGUGGACAUCGUCAGAGCAAAACAGGUCCGGCGGGCCAGGCACCGGCAGCAAUCAAUGCGUGGACGAGGGGAAGCAGCGAAUGGCAGAGCAAUUCGAAGGGAUCAACUUCCCCUGUCUUCCAGGCCCUCUUCGACUCUCUCCUGCUCCUCCUCCCCAGUCCACUCAUCCUUGUGCCAUGCUCAGCGGAUCCCCGUCCUCUGUUCGCACCCGCUCAAGCCUCGAUGUUCCUACCCCGCUAUCUCCUCCGGAGCGACCACUGCCAGCCGCGCCUGCUGUGCAGCCACUCCGCUCGGACAACGUUCGCAGCACCACUGCGCAAAGGCCCUGUGAGACUGGGCCCUUGUCCUCUGACCCUCCUCAAGUGCACUGGAGCAGGGCAGCCACUGUCAACAUUGCAACAUUCGAUGAUGACAGAGACGGCGUCGAGCCUGACACUGUCGAAAGGGCGGCCAGUGGAAGCUACGAGGAUGUAGGCGGAUCAUCUUCAUCCUCAAGCGAUGCUACCUCGCCGAGACAGCGCAAGGAGCAAAGUCUCUUCUUGGCGCUUGAGGCGAUCAUACAGGCAGAUGUAGCUGUCAAAGCAGCUCGCACUGCGCUGGAAGAGGCUCUCGGCGGCACCGACAGGAUCAACUUGUCAAGGUCUCUCCUUCGCGCUUCUAACAGAAUCACAAGACAGGCCGAUUAUAGUCAUCACAAGUAUGGACAGAGUCCCAGCAGUGGACGUGCACGCGUGCAUAGUACUCGCAAGCCUCGAAGUACGAGCGUCUCGUUGCGUCAAAGGAAUAGGAACAGUCGUGCGUUCUGGCCUUCACAGGCGCAACCCAAGAAGGAUCAGAAUGGAGUCACCGCAAAGGUAGCCAACUUCAUGGCACUCGCCAGCAGCGGCUCUAGUGGUGGCUCUAGCACCUCAUCUACGACUACUCAUGAGGAUGCGAGCAGGAUCCUGACCAAAGACUCGGAUCCGAGGGGAGACGAGCUGUUGCCUGAUAAUAGCUGGCCAAUCUCUCAGGAAGCUCCGUUUCGCGACAGUUCAAGCAUCGGUUACAGCCAAGAGGAGAGUCGACGGCGAUCUGAUCAGGAUGAGAGCUUAGUCACUGCUGGUGUGUUCCUUCACUCUACCUCUGCGGACCUAGAGGGCAGCAGUCUAGGUGUCUCGCGCAAUUUGCGUGGCUACACCAUCGACCACUUGCGACCCUCACAGUCGACUUCUCUUUCGAAGGAGGUCAUCAUGUCGGAAGAAGACCGGACUCGGUCGUCCUCAGAUGCAGAGCCUGAACACAUGCUUACGAGUGACUGGAAUGCCCAUCGAAGCCACAGUCCCACAAACUCUGUGUCAUCUUCGCCUCGUCUUGAUGCGUUAGGCUCUCACGGAGACGAUCAUCCGCCUCUCUCCAGUCAUCCCCCGUCACUUGCUCGAUAGCAGCGGGGAGUUCCUCGUGCUCAGACCCAACGAGAAGGUCCGCCUAGUACAGCUCGCCGAGGAAAUGGCAGAAGAUGCUCAUGCUCAGCAGAUUGGAGAGGAUUGUACGUGGUCUUCGAGUAGUGAGGAUGAACAGCCUGCUAGCAAGAACCGAU